Messenger RNA from Penicillium taxi, 303 nucleotides. RefSeq lists its product as uncharacterized. Lineage: Eukaryota; Fungi; Ascomycota; Eurotiomycetes; Eurotiales; Aspergillaceae. Bases 1 to 303 code for a protein of 100 amino acids. The transcript has a single exon. The record is from RefSeq and is a predicted model, not a curated record.
AUGCCAACGGAAUCACUGGAUUCUCAGUCAUUGAGCAUCUUGUCCGCCAGCCAAAAAAUAAUAGUAUCUCCCGAUGCCUCUUCAGGUUCGCGUAAACGACUGGUCAAGAACGGGACCGAGAUUGUUGUGAUUUCUAGAAACCCUUUUCCCAAUGCCUGGAUUAAACCAAGAGUCAAGGUUUUAGCCAUUGGCUUCCUGGACCCAGUCGAGAGCAUCACUGCCAUGCCGAAGGAGUACUGUUCCGAUGUAACAUAUGCGUUUUCUUCACAUGUUACAUCCACAACGACAACUUCAAGGUCCUGA